CUCGGCGCAGCAGGUGUACGGCGAGAAGCGGGACAACAUGGUUAUCCCCGUCCCCGAGGCAGAGUGCAACAUCACGCACUACGAGUCCCUCUACCCCGGGGAGUUCAAGAUGCCAAAGCAGCUUAUUCACAUACAGCCUGCAGCUAUCCCUUCCUGACCCUCUCUUGCUGCUUCAGCUGCCACAGCUGCACCAGUUCAAGCCGGGAAGUAUUCAAAACAAAUUAAUUGGGAUAGCUAAUCACACUGGUCAGAUUGCUCAGCUUUCCCACAUGUUUUCUUAACUUUCCGUUUUGCUGAUGCCUCUGCUCCAGACUGCGUGAAGCAAACCAAUGCAGCUCUUCUAUGAAAUAAGAUUAUACUGAUUAGUAAUGGUCAAAAAAAAAAAAAUGAAUAUGUGGUGGUCAGUGCUGAUAAUGCGUAGGGCUGCCACAAAUAAAUGAAUGCAUGGGAAACACUGGACUGUAAAAGCUCAUUCAUCUGAAGAGAAUGGCAUUAAAGAAACAAUCCAGGAUCACAAUAUAAAAUAUUUCUCAACAAGAAUAUUUGUUGAAUAUUAGAGCAAAUUCCAUGUGUUUGGUGUACACUGCAGCCAUCACAUUCACUGUUUGAAUCAGCAACAGGGAAACCUUUGUGGCUACUGUUGCAGAUACUUUCACCAUCAUCUUUAUCUCUCUAUUUUCUACUGCCUAACAGUUAAAAUAUAGGGCAGUGAGUGCUGCAUACCUUCCCAAAUGCUUGAGGUUUUGACAGGUUAAUGUGUUGAUUAUAGUGGCGCUCUGACAGCAACAGUGCAGUAAACCUACUUUUUUCUCAUCCACGGGUCAUGGUAGCUGAUGGAUUACAACAGACAACCACUUUCCCCAUUUUAGCAGACUAAUAUGUUAUUGUCCGGAGAUUCCCCAGGCCAUUUCUGGAGAUUGUGGCCAGACUGACUGGUAAAGCAAAAGGAAAAAAAAAAAAAAAUCAAGUCACAGGCAAUAUUUAUGAGCAAGUGGCUGGUUAUGUUCCCAGCCCGGGUGCUGGUGUUUGUCCUCGAGCACUGCUUUAUUGAGUUGGUGAAGGCACAGACCCAAACACAAGCACAGUGCUUUGUCAUGAUAAAAUGGUGUGUUUAUUUUUUGUCCAACAUUUGGCAGCAGUUGUCUGAAGUUAAAGACUGAGCAUUUUAUACCCUGUGGCUAAUGUUUAUUGACUUUGCAUGAAAUGUACUGCUGCUAAAUACAAAAGGCUCUGCAUCAUAAAAUCAUGACAUGGCAUUAAGUCUUCUAAUGACAUAUUUUUAUCUGGGGUCAUCAGCCACAAUAUUUAUGAAAAAUUUGUUUUCCUGUGAAAGUUAAAAUUAAAUAUGUCCUGAUACUUAUUCAAUGUGUGCGUGCACAACACAGCUCGCUAAUAGCGUUUACAGAAGGGAAGUUGUGUUUAGUUGACGCAGUCCUGUGUCUUUUUCUCCAGUAACCAACUGCUCUCCAUCUCACAGCUUUCAGUUUGGAUACAGAGCAGCCAGACUACGACCUAGAUUCAGAGGAUGACACGUUUGUGAAUAAGCUGAAGAAGAAGAUGGAAAUCACCUCCCUGCAGUUUGAAGAAAUGAUAGACCGACUGGAGAAAGGCAGUGGGCAGCAGCUUGUAAGUCUGCAGGAAGCCAAACUGCUGCUGAAAGAGGACGACGAACUGAUCAAGGAGGUGUUCGACUACUGGAGCCGCAAGAGGAAAACCUGCAAGGGUGGCUCCCUCAUCCCCAAUGUCAAGCAGGAGAAGAGGGAUGGCUCUAGCACCAGCGACCCCUACGUGGCCUUCCGCCGACGGACGGAGAAGAUGCAGACCAGAAAGAACCGAAAGAAUGACGAGGCGUCGUAUGAGAAGAUGCUGAAGCUGCGCAGAGACCUGAGCCGAGCCGUCACCAUCCUAGAGAUGAUCAAGAGGCGAGAGAAGAGCAAGAGGGAACUGCUGCACCUCACGCUGGAGAUUGUGGAGAAGAGGAACACAAUGCCAGACUUUGGCAGCGAGGUGAUGGCAGAGGCUUUGGCGCAGCGGGCUCUCGUGAAGCCUGUCUACACCAUCCCCAUCAUUCCCCUGUCCAGCAGCAACCAGUACAGACACCAGGACCACUUGGACAUGAAGGACUACAAGAAGCCGGAGAAGACAGAGGCAGUACGAACCAAAAGGAAAUACGAAAAGAAACCCAAGAUCCCUCCUCUGUCAGCACCUCAACAUUCAGGGCCCUCGGUGUUCAAUCCCAAGGACCUCAACCAGUACGAUUUCCCCAGCUCAGACGAAGAACCAUUCUCACAGAUCCAUUCAGGUUCUUCGGAGGCAGAAGAAGAGAAUGACCCAGAUGGCUGCUUUGCGUUCAGGAGGAAGGCUGGCUGUCAGUACUACGCUUCUCAUCCUGACCAGAGUGGCAACUGGCCCUGGGUAAGCCCGUCAGAGGGCGGGCUCGGCGACCCACGCUUCCGCUACUGUCUGACCUCGCUCAACAUGCCACGGCGCUGCAUAGGUUUGGCACGGCGGCGCGUGGGCAGAGGGGGCAGGGUCUUGUUGGACAGAGCGCACACGGAUCUCGACAACAUCUGUCAGAGCCUGGACUCCGACCCGGAACCCGAACCACUCGCCUCACCACUUCCAAGCUCUCCGCUCCGCAACUCUAACACCAGUACCUCAGAAACCAAUACCUCGGACCCAACCAGCUCCUCCCACCUCCCCACCUCUUCAUCACCCCUGUCGUCGUCGCCAUCGCAAACACCUAUGGACCUCAGCCAGAUUCUUUUGAACAUUAAAUCUUGCCGCUGGAGGCACUUCAGACCACGGACGCUAUCCCAUCACCCCUUGGGUGGCGGAGACUUGUCUCGCAGAGGAUUUAGGGAUUGUAGCCGGACAGUGUCAGGACUAACCCGGACCUUGUCUGGAGGAUCCAGCUCCCAGAACCGCAUUGGCUCGGCCCCCCCCCCUUUCCACGUGUUCACAGCAGAGCAGUACCAGCAGCACCAGGAGCAGCUGGCCAUCAUGCAGAAACAGCAGCUGGAGCAGAGCCAACAGCAGCAACAAGCCAACAUCCCUGCAACAACCACCAACACACAGGCACUUGUGUCCAAGACGCUGGACCAGGCCAGUGCCCAGUUUGCUGCCUCGGCCCUCGUCACCACGGACCAGCUGCUGGCCUUCAAGUCCAAAGAGGAGCUGGUGCUGGCGAGCGGAGUCAACGGGGUCCUGGCAGGUGCAGGUGUUUUUAAAGGCUUGCACCUCUCCAGCACAACAGCAGCGCUUCACCAGACCAACCAGUCGUCACACACUACCGCCUCCUCAGCCCCGACCUUCCUCCAGCCCUCCUCCAAUUCGGCCGCGCCCUCACCCGCCAACGCCGUCCCCACCUCCCUCACCUCCACACCCAGCGCCCAUGCGGCAGCAGCGCUGGGGCUCCUGGGAUGCAGCGCCGCCAACGCCACCCCCGCCACCACUCAGGUCCUCAUCGGGAACAACAUCUGUCUGAGCGUGCCGUCGGCCGCCAGCCUGGCCGGACGCCACAUCCCCCGGACCCUCGGCAACGUGCCACCCUCUGCCUUAAAGCUGUCCGCCACCACAAACCUGCAGAUGCCCAAAGUCUCCGGAGCAUCGCCCAUGGACAUGGGCUCAAGGGAUAAUCACGACGAAGACAAGCCAGCACUGAACAGUAUAGCAGACAACACAGUGGCCAUGGAGGUGACGUAGUAGCGGUGCAGCGAGGAGUCCGCUCUUUUAGGUGCUGUGCAUCGUAGCAUCGGGAAUGCAAAAGGGACAGCAGGACUCUGACGCAGACUGACAGAACGACGAGAGGCCGCGGCCGCUCGCUUGCAAUUCUCAUCUCUCAUACUUUUUAAACCUUUUUUUGUUUUGUUUUGUUUUUGUUACUGUUAAAAGUAAAAGAUUGACAUCUGUAAAUUAUGAAUAUGGCAAAAAUUAGUAUCUGUACAGUAACUACAUAUUUGUAAUAUCCCCCUUGUAUAUAUUACUUGAAUACAGAACUGUCCAUUUGUGAUGUUUUGCACUUGGGAGUCAAACUUAAAGGAAAAAAAAGUAAAGCCAAGUAACUUGUGGCGAGUGUGAGAGAUGUGGGAGUUGUAUAGAGAAGAGUUUUAUCACUUCAUGUGCAUGGUGCGGAGCCUGCUGUUUUUAUCUAUUUAUUGUGCUGUGUUUACAGUUUUUUUGUUUUUGUUUUUUGGUUUGUUUUGUUUUUUUUAUUUGUACACUGUACCUUUGUUGGUUCAUGUGCUGUAGUAAAUGUUAGGUAGCUACGGACUCCUGGGUAUUUUUGUAUAUUGUGAACACAAAGCAGGUCCCCCUCCACACCCCCACACCCCCGCCCUCGCCCCCCCAUUUCCCCUUCACAUUUAUUUUGGGUCCCUGUGCUUCUCUCUGUUUAUCAUGUGAAAAUCAAUGGUGACAUACAUACAGGACCGGGAGGCCAGGAGAACCCGGAGGAGGAGGAGGAGGAUGAAGAGGAGGUGGUGGUGUGUUGGCUUGAAGAGGGUGCUCCUCUCUUCCCGGGAGCGUGCAUAAGCAUUGUCCCAAACACAAGUAACAAAACAGGGAUGAAGUCUCUUCCCAGAAGCCUUUGCUGCUUCUGAUUAAAGCACUAUUUUUUGUGAUGUUUUCUCUUUUUUUUUUUCAUGGUUUUGAUAAAUAUCCUGAUGCUGCUUUUGUAUUUUAUUUUCAAAGGGGUUGUCCUUCAUUUUCAUGCAAGCGGAGUCCCCCUUUAUAUUUGUUUUAUCCCACAAACAUUUUUUGUAAAACAAAAACUGAGUUAUUUUUGUAUAAUUUUUUUUUUCUUGUUCUUGUGGUAAACUUGAUUGUAAGCUUUUCAUUUAUUGAAAGACUUCAUUCUUUUGUUAAUUUGUUACUUGUUCAUGCAUAGGUGAUAAUAAGGGAGGUGAAUGGGCAGUAAUCGCUGUACGUGUUUCAUCAUUCCAGUUUUUAAUAACAAAAAAAUGCUAACGAGGGGUCGGAGAGGUCGUGAGAAAACAACCGUUUUUUUCCCCUCACUUCUCCUUUUUUUUUCUUUUUUUUUCUUUUUUUUUUUUUUUUUUUCUUUUUUCUUUUUCUUUGAAAAAAGAAUCUCCAGACGGCUGCAAGGCCAAAAACCACAAGUAUUGGGUGCCUUCCUUUGGGGAAUUUUAUGUUCUCUCUUCUGUGAAGAGUUAGGCACAAAGGCAGCAUUACUUAGUAGUGCUUCUCGUCUUUGUCAGAAUCUGAAUGCCCAGUCCAAUGGCAGGAUAUAUCCUUGAGGUUUACUUGUCCCACCUGGAGGCUGAAAAGACUAAAAAAAUGUGACAGAACUCUCACUAAAAUAAGACAAUAAAGCCCAGGGCAUUAAAUGUGAA
Messenger RNA from Seriola aureovittata, 5354 nucleotides. RefSeq names its product enhancer of polycomb homolog 1 (Drosophila) a (gene epc1a). The record is from RefSeq and is a predicted model, not a curated record. Gene Ontology annotation, cellular component: piccolo histone acetyltransferase complex. Bases 1558 to 3705 code for a protein of 715 amino acids. The transcript is spliced from 13 exons. Gene Ontology annotation, biological process: regulation of transcription by RNA polymerase II. Lineage: Eukaryota; Metazoa; Chordata; Actinopteri; Carangiformes; Carangidae.